GGAUUUUAAGCGCUGUGCUACAAUACAACACCUAAGCGAAGUUAUUAUUUGCAGUCACAGACAGUUAUUACCCUAAUUUAAAUACGGUAUGUCAAAACCGUUUACUUGGCCUGUGUGUAAUCUUUGACAGUUUGGUCGUUUACUCUGUAUUUAGCUGUGGUCCCAGAAGGCGUGUUUGCACUAUGCGCAUGUCGGCUGGAUCUGCCAACAUGGCAGACGAUGCUGAUCGAAAACAUAAAGUUGCAGCCGGUUUAAAAAAGCUGAAGCAGUUUCAGCAGCGUUCUGUGAAAAAAACUACGAAACGGAGAUCUUCCGACACGCUGUCGCCUCAGACUGUACAGGACGACCAAGCAAGCGCUCAGCAACUUGAUGAGCAAAGUUCUGCAAUGUCGCAGUCUUCAAUGCCCAAGGAAGCUCUGCCAGUGACAUCACAGUCUUGUCAAGACCUUUCACAAUUGAGGGAUGAUGUUCACCCAAGCCAGAGGGUGCUGUCGUCUACUGAAAGCCUUCGUCAGAUCACUCUGCAGUUGAAUGGCCUUAUGGCAGAUACGAAUGCUGCACUGAAUGGCGAGAUGGCAACACUUGCAGACUCAUCUUCAUCUGGAGCACUGCGAGGUGCAGAUGAACUUCUCCGAAGGAACCAAGAGUUGGCUACAACACUUGAAGCAUUGCAGCAGGACAGGGAUCAGCUUGAAUUUCAGCUGCAGGAGUUAAAAGCAAAACUGGCUCGGCAGCAGCGCGAGUUUGACCGUGAACGGGAGGAAAUAGAGGAGCAGAGCCGGCGUGAGCAGGUUGCUCUGAAUGAUCAGCUUCAGGUCCAUAUACAGACCAUUGGCAUUCUAGUGGCUGAGAAGACCGAACUUCAGUCAGCACUUUCUCAGAGCCAACAAACAGCCAAGCAAAAAGCAGUGGAAACAGAAGAGCUACAAGGCAGGCUGAAGGCUCUACGGGAGAGAAACAGUGACCUGGAGCGCAAGCUCAGCACAGUCAGCAGCCAGAGUCAGGUCCAAGAAAAAAGCACCAAGGAAUCUCAGAGAGAAGUGGAUCGUCUUAACACGGAAAACUACAGGCUUAGCAAGUCCAUGGAAGAGCUAAGGCAGGAGCUCGCUGAACUGUCUGAGAAGCUGAGCAGAAAGUCAAAGGAGGCUGAAGAAGGGCAGCAAGAGCUGGCCAGGGUCCGGCAGGAUCUGUCAAUGGCUCAGCUGUAUGCCCAGCAGCUUGGAGGAAGCCAAGCAUCUGAGGAGGCAUUGACCCGCAUGGAGCAGCUGCACCAGGAGAAAGUACAUUUUGAGCGCCGUGCUGCUGAGUAUAAAGAUGCUAUGGAGCAGAUUACAGCUGAAAAGCAGCAAAUGGCAUCACAUUACCAGUCCUACGUGGAUAAUGUUUCACAGCAGCUUGAUGCACACAAAACUAAGCUGGUACAAAUGUCAGAUGAAAAGGAAAAACUUGAAAAGAAGUUGCAGGAAUUGCUAAGUCAACAUGCACAGCCCACUUCUCAAGUUUCUGAAGAUCCUGAAAUUAGGCUGAAGCUCCAGCAGUAUGAGCAAGAGCUGGAAACUCUUAGAGCAGCAUGUGAAACACAGAGCAGUGACAACCAGCAGCUGAGUGGUUUGUUGGCAGAGCGCGAGGCUCAGGCUGAGGAGCUUGCAGCAGCCCUGGAACGGCUACGGGAGGACCAUGUAGAAAGCAGCCGGCUCCUGGAGACAAUCCAAAGUGAAAAGGUGGCUGCCAGCCGGGCGCUGUCCCAGAACCGAGAGCUGAAGCGCCAGCUGGAGGAGAUGCAGGAUGUCUUUGUCAAGUUGAGCAAUGAUAAGCUUGAGCUAACUGAACAGCUUCAGAAGGAACAGCAUGUUACCAAAGAGCUUGGAGAGCGUUUGGGGCAGCAAGAAGAGGAGCUGCGCGAGUUACGGGACCAGCUCGCCACCAAGGAGGGUCAAGUGCAGGGCCUUGAGCAACUGUCAAGUCGGGAGCACUAUCAGCAAAGUCAGCUGGCUGAUCGUGUGCGCCACUACCAGGCCCAGUGCCAACUCACUGAGAUACUGCAGCAAGAGCUUGCCCAGGCACAGGCUCGAACAAAUGCCUUGGUGACGCAGAACUCAGACCUUCGAAAGGCAUUGGCUGAAAGGGCACAACUGGCUGUUGAUGUGCAGGAGAAAGAUUCUAGCAAAGUCCAUGACUUGGUAGGAUCAUUAUCAGCUUCUGUGCAACAGCUGGAACUUGAACGAGACCAAUUAGUUCACCAGCUGGAUGAACAGCGGACGCAGAGAGAGGCACUUCAACAUCAGCUGUUGGAGUUCAAAAAGAGUGAAGAGGAGUUGCUGUCACAUGAGCAAGAGGAGGUGACACGCGAAGGCUAUGCCAAAAUGAAGAGAGGCAUGCAGCAACUUGAGGACCGUUUCAAGGCUACUAUGGACCAGAUAGCUGACCUGUCAGAUCAGAAGCAGCAGCUGGAGCACUUGGUCACUCAGCUACAAGGGGAGACAGAUACCAUAGCGGACUACAUUGCUUUGUACCAAGUGCAACGAGGUAUCAUGCGGAAGCGUGCUGCAGAGAAAGAUGACUACAUCUCGCAGCUCGCUAAGGACAGGGAAGAUCUCAAGGCCAAGUUGGCUGAACUACAGUGCCUCAUUGUGCGCUUGUUGGAAGAUCGCCAACAGCAGUCUGGUCAGUCCGUUCUGCCGCUGCCAGGAAAAGUCCUCACAGUGUCGUCCUUUGCUGAUGCUCUUCAAAAUGGCCCAAAUGCUGGAGAUACUGGGAGCAAACCUUUUAAUGGCUCCUCAGAUGAGGUGCAGGAAGAUGUCACUGCGAAAAAAAUUAUGCAUCUGUUGACUGAGAUUGAAAGCUCAAGUGCUGUUGAUGGCUCACCUGUUCCGGACACCUUCCAUCCAUGCCCGGUGUGCUCAGGACGUUUGCUGACUGUCUAGGUGCAAACUGAAGCAGUUUCAUCCUUGCUGGAUGUCCUGGAAGACCCAAAGGUUUACCUUAAACACACUAAACGCACAGAAGUGUUCCGGUGCAGCCGUCCCAGUCACAGAGGAACAUUCCAUCAGUGGCUAUUGUUCAUAAAGUGUAACACAGGGCUCCAAAGAGCUGGAAGGAGGACAGCCACAGUGCCUUGAAUGUUUUAGUAUGUUGUUGAUAGUGUAUGUUUCUUCAAGCCCUUCAAAGUGCUAUACAUUUGCCUCAGUUGUCUUCAUUGCUUAACUGCUUGGAUGAGCUAUGAGUCACUUUUCUUUGUGCAGAUUAUUGCAUGUGGAGCCAGUUUAGCUAAUGCAGACGGAAAUUAUAGGACUCACAAAUCUCUGAAAGUGUGUUUUAGUGGCACCAAGUAUUUGAUGUGCUUUUGAUCAUUUUCUUCUCAUAUCAUAAAGCCUUGCGAGAUUUUGGACCAGUUCAACAGAAAAUAACUUCAAGCUUUAGUGAACACUAUACAGAAGCAUUGAAGGUUUUUUUUUGUUAAUCUCCUGAAGGCAAUUUCAACGGAGGUGUUACAUGCCUUAAUAAGACCCAAGAAAACUAGGGGAGAAAUGUUCUGGGUAACUGUAAAAAGUUUGCCAACUCUAGAUUGUGUGCAUAUUUUAUGUUAUAAACACAUUAGUUAUAUUUAUUUACUCAGCCAAUGAGGUUAAUAGCGGCGAAGCAGUUAUAUUUUGAAAUUGAAUGCUGUGGAACUCGUAAAAUUUAAUAGAAGUUCUUGAAGCCUUCAUACCAUGUAUGCUACAUGAUACAGUGGGCGCCAACAGCAACCUGUUGGACUUGUUAACCAAGUUUGUUCCAAGAGAAAACAUGCAAUACAUUUGCUUUAUUCCGUCAAGUUUUUUUCACACAAUUUUUUUAUUUCAAAAGUGUGUACAGUAAAGUUUACCACUUACGUUAAUUCAUCCAGAACAUUGAAGGGGAAAGAAAAACGUGUUAAAGAAAGUUUUCUAUUAGAACAUGUUAUAAAUAUAUAAUUGUUUAAACAAACAAUGAUCAAACGAAUUACAUUACUUUGUAAAAUGCAUGAGUGACUUGCAUCAGUAGGUAAUAGAAAGCAAACUAAGAGCUCUGUGACCCAGAUGGGUAAGACUCUUUAGCAAUAUUAAUACUGAUUCUUCAAUUCACAUGACACUUGCUGCUUUGCUAGGUAGAGCUCUUUGAUAUGUGCCACUGCUUUCUGAUUUAUAACUUGCACCAAGGGCUAUAUAUUGUAAUUUUUUUACCUCAUUCUUUUCACCCUUCAUCAUUUGCUUGCAUGCUGCUGUUGUGGCCUCUCAGCAUCAAAUGACAAUAAAAUAACAGAAUUGAAGGAAUAGAACUGUUACAAAAUACGACCCCAGUUUCUGUUUUCUUAAUAUCCUUUUCCUUGAUUUCUGGUUCCUCAAUUUUUACUUUUGAAAGUUGUCACUUGUUUCCAGAAAAAUUUAGAACAAGACAUGCAUCACUUCUGCUCAACAGUGGAAGCUGAGCUUGUGAAUAAGGAAAGGACAUGGGGGAAUGAUGAUGGCAAGUUGGUAAUAGUUUACCUGAUCAGCGCAAACUUAAUGCAAAAUAUUAAGGUAUGAGUGCAACAUUGGUUUGAAAGUUAGUGCUAGUUCAGGAUAUUUGUAUAUCUACUGUGAAGAUUACAGAAACUAUAUUUAUCCUCUUUGCAGCUUAUUGCUUCCACUUCAACUCUAUAGGUACGGAUUUGGAACUCAAGAUAGCUUUUUUGUUGCCAGGUCAUUAAAUACAGAUACUGAUACCUGCUAUAUUAAAGUGUCAUAAACGAUGCUAUUUUUGUACUCUUUCUAUACCAACCGGUCCCGUAAAGUUGACUGUACUGACACUGUUUCAGCGUUCUGGAGAGUUGUGCAGCUGAUGAUUUCUCAUGUAGUCUAAGCAUAAGUCAUAGUCUGACUUGAUUGUGUGCAUGAAGGUGCAGAGCUGUGAUCUUGUGAAGAUGCUUUGCAAUUUGCGAACAGUAAAAUGUGUAAGAAAUUUAUACUGAAUAUAUUGGCAGCCUUAGUUUGAAGUGUUCAUUCAUUAGUCCUGUUCAUUAUUUGCAGUUUUUGCAGUAUGAAAGUUCAGGUACAUUAUUUUUGUUGCAACUUCUAUUGUCCAUUUCAGCUUCUGUUCAUUGCUUUUUGUAUAUGUGUGAAGGUUUAAUAAAUUCAUAAUAUGAGAGUUA
Dermacentor andersoni is the source of this 5149-nucleotide messenger RNA. Its product is annotated as golgin subfamily A member 2-like. Gene Ontology annotation, biological process: Golgi organization. Lineage: Eukaryota; Metazoa; Arthropoda; Arachnida; Ixodida; Ixodidae. The record is from RefSeq and is a predicted model, not a curated record. Gene Ontology annotation, cellular component: Golgi cisterna membrane; Golgi apparatus; Golgi cis cisterna.